AUGCAAAUAGCAGAAUCGAUUUCAAAAUUCCACAGAAACGUUCCUGAGCUCGCAAUCCGCAGGAAAACAGUUGUUGAUAAUAAAGAAAAAAGUCAUCAAAUUGAACGAAGUGAUUUUGCUGACAUAAUUAAAGCUCAAAAUAUUAAUAGCAUCCCGAAAUCGUUUACAGAUGAUCUAAACACUCUUGCUGUUCAUGUCCCAGGACUAAAACACCAGAGGCAAUCCUCAGUUACAGAUCUUAAAAGAUCUUAUACAGAGCGCACACUUCUUAACGAUGAGCCAGAUUCAGCCAAUGAGCUCAGCUCAAAACUGAAAAACCGAGGAUCAAUAAGCAGUAGCCUGCAUUAUCAAUUUCUCGAUAAAAUUUCCAUUGAAGAAUGACGCAUUAUUCAUAGCGAAAUAUAUGAAAUAGCAGAAAAUACAAGGAUAGGGCUACUUGAAAAAGUGUCAGGUUUAGGUAUUUCAAAGCUGUCUCCUGAGGAUAUAAAAGAAAUCAGACAAUUAGGAAAAAACUCCUGCUUACUAUGUGGUUGCAGCUGCCGAGCUAAUAACAAAAACUUACCAAGAAAUUUAUCCCAAUUAAAGCCAGAGCAGGCAAAUUCUUUCCCACAGACUAAUAUUUCUACUUUUGACCUUUCUGAAACAGCAAGCUUUAAGCGGUGUAAAAAAUGCUUAUGCCUAACCAAUGUCUCAGACUCCAGUUCUUAUUGUGAAUAUUGCUUGAUUUCUCCAGUAAAUGAAGCAAUGCUAAAUGACCAAAUCGCUAUUAUUAUGCAGAUCAAGUCAAAUUUAGAGAUGCCGAUAAGAAGCCAGAAAUCGUCAAGAAAUCACGAUCCGCCACCGAUUUCUUCAAAUAUGUUUGAAAAUGGGAGGCUUAAAUCAAUAACCCCACCGAAGAGAAGACUGCCAAGCAUAUCUGGAUGCUCUUCUAAAGAAAUGCAGCAGGAAACCAGCCCUUUUGCAAUUGAUUUUUCUAUAGGAGGAAAUAAGCUGUCAUUGGACUUAUCGUUAAAAUCGCAAUAUUUAAGGGUGAUAAUACCUCAAUUUAUUAAUCAAAAAGAGACAAAUGAAGGUAAGCGGCAAAAUAACCCAGAAGCUUUAAUGCAAACUUCUUUUACUCACUCCCCCUUUAAAUUAACUAAAAAUCGGAUUAAAUUUUUCUGUUUAAAAAAUUUAAAAAUUGAGCACACUCUUUUCGGAUUUUAAUUUAUUUUAUGAAGAAUUAAUUCAAAAACUAAUCUGAUUUAAAACUGUUUAAAUAAUAUUCUAAUUGUACCAUUCAAUUAAAUUAGGUCAAAAUUAAUUUUAAAAAAAAUUGUAUAAUUGACCAAAUAUGGAAAUUUUACCUAUUUUUUAUUCCAAUUUAAAAGGCAGAGUCAGCUAGCGCCUCCAUUUUCAAUAAAAAACCCGAUAACUCCCUGCUUUAAAGAUCCAAAUGAAGGGUCUAAUAAUGACGCAACUUCAGCUGAUAUGAGUCGGAUUAUCAAGAUAAUCGGAAAACUAAAAGCUACUUGCGCACAUUUGCAGAGUAAGUCCAUAAGUUUGCUGAAGCAGAUCAUUGCUGAUGGUUCAGAUUAUAAAAGUUUGUACCUUGACUAUUUGGUUUGUAUGAGUUCUAUUCUUAAAGGGAUUUACAAGGUAUUUCCACAGCACGCUCAGCCGCUUGAGGCUAUGAUGAAAUGUGUUUCUUUGCUUUUUGAGAUAAUGAUGCAGAAAAUUGAGAGUCUCACUCAAGAAUCCUUGAGUUUUAAAGUAAAAGCGAUCAGUUUGCAAGCUGAGAUACAGAAAAAAGAAGAAGAGCAUGAAGCGCAGUAUUCUCAAAUGAACAAUAUCCUUCAGAAAUAUGAAGGGAUUAUUGAUUAUUACAAGAACUGUGAGGCAAAAUCUCUCACUUCUUAUAAUGAAUAAUUUUUAAUAAAAUUAUAUUAGUUUUAUGAGAAAAUUAUAAUUUAAUCUCCCUAUUUUUUAUCAUAUUCUAAUAAAAUUUUUAUAUCUUUGAUUUUAUUUUUUCAUUCAUACUUUACCAAUAAAAAAAAUUUAUAAUAAAAAUCCCAUAGGAGUAAAUGUUUAA
Molecule: messenger RNA, 2071 nt
Organism: Blepharisma stoltei
Lineage: Eukaryota; Ciliophora; Heterotrichea; Heterotrichida; Blepharismidae
Source: the annotation of a GenBank genome assembly